AUGAAGGCCUUCACAACUUCCGCCUUGUUCGCAGCAUCUGCUCUAGCAGCUCCUCUAGCAACUCUCCCAAACCCAUUGUCAAAACGAGCCUGCCCUGGACCUGAAGCCACCAUCCUGCUCAUGAACCAGGACGCCCAUACCUCUGCACAAGUCACCCUAUGCACCGACAACCUAGCCGACGACGUCAACGCUAUCUUCGCCUAUACCGGCAUCGAUUCUCGCGACGGACACUUCUACGUGACAUCAGCCCAUCUCGUGAGCUACACCGACGGCUUACCUGCUUUCUGCUCGUUUCAGAACAAUGAUAACGGCGACCUAUAUGGACGCGUGAUUCGCGAGGCGCCCGAUCUCAACACCUGGGUGACAACUGGACAGCCGGGUCUGCUGGAUUUGGGCAGAAGUCGAAUCCAGUGCCAUGUUGACAGGGAGGAGUAUCUCAAGUGCUUGGGUAUUGCGGGUGAUCCUUACACUGAAUGUGUCAAUAAGGUCACUGCUGAGUUGGCUGCUGGUGGUAGCACAACGUCACCGCCACCAUCAACUUGUAAUUAA
This is a messenger RNA of Lithohypha guttulata, 549 nucleotides long. RefSeq lists its product as uncharacterized. Bases 1 to 549 code for a protein of 182 amino acids. NCBI's taxonomy places the organism in Eukaryota, Fungi, Ascomycota, Eurotiomycetes, Chaetothyriales, Trichomeriaceae. The transcript has a single exon. The record is from RefSeq and is a predicted model, not a curated record.